AUGCUGGGAGUUUUCCUUUUUUUCGCAGCUCUGAUCGGCGCGGCCCAUCAAGAGGACGUUAUGAUCCGUCGACUCCAUUGUUCCAGACCUGUGAGGAAUUCUCCAAAGAGCUCAGAAAUCUUCGGUUCAGGAUGCUCCGUUGACGAUGUUGGCCAACGAUUGGCCUCUUCACCUGGCGUUUGAACGGCCUUUGAAAAUUGGCGACAUAUUACGUUACUCCUUCGUUUUCAAUUCCGACGGGAAAGCAGAGUUCGUGGUUUCCUUCAACUAGUCAAAUGAUGCAACAUUUUUCCAUGGUUUACCAAAAUCAAAUUUCUACUGAGACGUUGGCUGUUUUGGGUCGCGAAGAGGCGUGACAUUGUCUCAAUCAGACAGUAUUUCUUUUAAUCGUGUUAGGACCCUUUUUUCGUUGACCCAAGCCAGCUGUGUUUCGGCUAUAUCUAAAUCCAUGUAUAAAUCAAAUGCUGCAGCUCGACGGUCGACCUGCGGAGCUACGACGAAAGUUUGCCGUUUGAUGAGGACCUCAUAACUCUUCAUUUACGCUUCAGGAGCCAAGAGAAACGCCUCGUCGUCAACGCCCAUGAGGUCAGCAGUCUGUGAAGCCUUUCUUUUUGACUUUGCACGUUCCUUAAUUCGCCGAAGAGGACUAUGAAUGUGAUUGAUUUGUCUUGAAGUUGUAGAAAAUGACAUGUUCAGCCCUUAAAAAACGUUAAAAGCAAAAAAAUAGGCUCACUAAUUCUUCUCACCAGCCAAAAAAAGAUUUUCACAGACGCCAGGAGUCUGGCAGUCAGAUCACGAGCAGUCGAUUCCGUGGAAGGACCAUUGGGCUCCUAACCACUUGAUCACCAUUGAAAUUCGGUUUGUUUUCCAUUUCAACGCCUUUUUUCUAGUCGUUUAUACGUCAUUUAGUCUCUUUUCUCUCCAUUUUGGUUCAGACUCGUUCAUGAUUUAUCGGUUUAGCUAUACAAACGCCGGAUUCGAGAUCUACGAGUUGGAUCCGAACGGGGCUCAGCCGAUCACGACGUUCCCCAACAAGCAUUCCAAACACGACCUGUUCACAGCCUCCGAACAGCCCUUCUUUAUCAACGCCGCCCAGCUCAUUUGCAACGGAAACUGA
This is a messenger RNA of Caenorhabditis auriculariae, 1117 nucleotides long. Lineage: Eukaryota; Metazoa; Nematoda; Chromadorea; Rhabditida; Rhabditidae. The record is from the annotation of a GenBank genome assembly.